Molecule: messenger RNA, 595 nt
Organism: Rubroshorea leprosula
Lineage: Eukaryota; Viridiplantae; Streptophyta; Magnoliopsida; Malvales; Dipterocarpaceae
Source: the annotation of a GenBank genome assembly
AAAGUUGAAAAAGAGGUAUCUUUGAAACUUCUAGGAUAAACACAAGUAAAGCAGGGAAGGAGAGAGUCAAGCAGAGAGAUGGGAGGAGGGCAGCAGGUAUUGAAGAGAAUUCCACGCAUUAAAUUUCCAGAAAGGCACCCAAAAUCCUCAAGCUCAGGUUCAACUUCCCAAACUCAGUCAGCAUCUAAAGAUGGGGACAUUUUUCGCUCUUUCAUCUCAAGAUCAUCAGAUGUUCCUGCAGCACCCACAAACACUGAUGUGGGAGGCAAAGCAUCACUCCAACCAAAACGUACACCCGUCACAGAGAAAGAGAUAGAGGCUGUUAUGUUGGGUGGCUGCCUCUGAGGUUUCAGCUGAGAAGCUUCAUGAAUAUGCAACCAGACCAUGUAAUGUGGAAAUGUUUGUUUGUGCAAGAAAUAAUAAGAACAUGCAAGGAUUUUAUGGAUUCAGAACACUCUGGGCAGAAUAAUGUGGUAUUGGCGUGAAAUGAACAAUUUUAAGGGUGGUUACGGUUUGGUUUUGAUUGUAAUUAAAAUUAAAUUAUCUGUUAAUUAAAGUUUUAGGUUUUUAAUUUUAAUAAUUAUUAACUAAAUUA